Molecule: messenger RNA, 387 nt
Organism: Strongylus vulgaris
Lineage: Eukaryota; Metazoa; Nematoda; Chromadorea; Rhabditida; Strongylidae
Source: the annotation of a GenBank genome assembly
AUGGGAAUUUUCGCAAAGUCCUCAUAUGAAGGCAGCAACCCGAUCGCUGAUUAUUGCGCGGAGACGCACACACUUGGAGAGAACUUCAUUCACUUGAUCAAAGCCAAAAAGGUUCUUGACGUAGGAACAUCUACUGGCGGUUCUGCCUUAGCUUGGUCUUUAGCUAGUGGAGAAGGUGGAAAGGUCUACACUUUUGACAUCUCUCUCGACAAUUUUAAAAGAAUUGGCGUCCCCGUCAUCAAGAAGAAUGGAGAAGUUUUUAAAAGAAUCAUCCCUGUUGAAGGCCCUGCUGUUGACGGCUUGGGCAUGUACCGUUUAAUAGCUGAGGGACAAAGCAACUCCUUUGACUUCGCUUUUAUCGAUGCGGAUAAGGUUGAACAAUGUUUC